AUGGUUUCCAGACACUACUUGGUUUUGCUUCUCUGCUUUUUGCUGCUGCUUCCUCUUUUGCUAGCUGCAGUCUUCUUAAAGCAGGAUCAGGCAAACAGCUUGCUGAAAAGACAAAGAAGAGCGAAUAGCCUGUUUGAAGAGUUAAAAAUAGGGUCACUACAACGGGAGUGCUUGGAAGAAAAGUGUUCGUAUGAGGAAGCCAGAGAAAUCUUCCAAGAUGAUAAAAGGACAAUGGAAUUCUGGCAGAAUUAUGUUGAUGCUAACCAGUGUGAUUCUGACCCCUGUCAGAAUGGUGGGACAUGUGUUGACCAAUUUCAGGCCUAUGUUUGCCUUUGCCCUGAGGAGUAUAAGGGCAAAAACUGUGAAAAAGGUCUGAAUGACAAACCGAGGUGCAUUAAUGAAAAUGGUUACUGUGAACAUUAUUGCAUUGACAGUCCAACCAUGAUACGACAAUGCUUUUGUGCAGAGGGUUACGUACUAGCAAGUGAUGAAGUGUCCUGUACUCCCCAAGUGGAUUACCCAUGUGGGAAAAUACCUGUUUUGACAAAGCAAAGCGCAAGUCCACAGGGGAGAAUUGUAGGUGGUUAUGUCUGUCCUCCAGGUGAAUGUCCAUGGCAGGCUCUGCUAAUAGAGAAUGAGAAAGCAAAGUGUGGAGGUUCCCUGCUGGGACCGAGCUGGGUAGUUACUGCCGCUCACUGCUUAGAGUACACACAUCCCAAUCAGCUCCGAGUAAAGCUGGGUGAAUACAGAAUAGACCAUGAGGAUGAAGGGGAGCAAGAAAGGAAGGUUUCUGAAAUCAUAAUGCAUGAAAAAUAUAUUCCACAAAAAACUGACCAUGACAUUGCCCUGCUGCGCCUGGAGGCGCCUGUUAACUUCAGUGAUUAUGUGGUACCGAUAUGUUUGCCUGAGAAACAGUUUGCAACAUCUGAGCUGUCCUCCAUUAGGUUCUCCACAGUGAGUGGAUGGGGGCGUCUAAUAGAAGGAGGUGCUGCUGCUGCUGUUCUUAUGAGAGUUGAUCUGCCACGUGUAAAGACACAAGAGUGUAUACAGAAGGCCAACUUAAAUAUUACAGAAAACAUGUUCUGUGCAGGAGACCUCAGUGGGACUAAAGACUCCUGCAAGGGGGACAGCGGUGGACCUCAUGCCACAAACUACAAAAACACCUCGUUUCUGACAGGGAUUGUCAGCUGGGGGAAGGGGUGUGCUACUGAAGGCACUUACGGGGUUUACACAAGGGUGUCUAAAUAUCUCGAAUGGUUGAAUAAUCACAUGGAUUCAUAA
Gopherus evgoodei (Goodes thornscrub tortoise) is the source of this 1281-nucleotide messenger RNA. RefSeq names its product coagulation factor VII (gene F7). Gene Ontology annotation, molecular function: serine-type endopeptidase activity; calcium ion binding. Lineage: Eukaryota; Metazoa; Chordata; Testudines; Testudinidae. The transcript is spliced from 8 exons. The record is from RefSeq and is a predicted model, not a curated record. Gene Ontology annotation, biological process: blood coagulation; proteolysis. The coding region runs from base 1 to 1281 and encodes 426 amino acids. Gene Ontology annotation, cellular component: extracellular region.